Emiliania huxleyi CCMP1516 is the source of this 354-nucleotide messenger RNA. RefSeq lists its product as hypothetical. Bases 1 to 354 code for a protein of 117 amino acids. The record is from RefSeq and is a predicted model, not a curated record. Lineage: Eukaryota; Haptophyta; Isochrysidales; Noelaerhabdaceae. The transcript has 2 exons.
AUGAUGCUCCUUCGACUUAAGGAGCGGUUCAGCUGCUGGGCGGGCUUCAGGCUGGUGCUCACGCGAAAAGGAAUCGACGCGAUGUACAAAGCAUACAACAAGAGGAGAAAGAAGAGGACGGACAUCAGUGAUGACGAAACAGAAGCUAGCGCAGACGAGGGCAGGGCAGACCCGGGGACUGGGGAGCCGGAGCAGACGGCAUCGGCCGCCGAGGGAACGGCGGACGACGGGGAGGCGGAGCAGACGCGCAGGGCGAGACGAGGGAGGGAGCAGGAUGUUGCGGAGAUCAGCAGGAGGAUGUACGACGAGAUUAGGAGCAGCAGGGACCCGAGGGACCAUGUGGAAGACGGCUAG